AUGGAUCCUCGACGCACGGUAUUCAUUGGUGGCGUUCCACGUCCCACAAGAGCUGGAGAAUUAGCCGAAUGUCUUGAACGCCUCUAUGGCCCUGUGUGUUACGUUGGGAUAGACAUCGAUCCUGAACUGAAAUAUCCGAAAGGGGCUGCUCGUGUCACUUUCGUCACAACACAAGCUUUUAUUGCCGCAAUUAAUGGACGCUUUGUUCACGUUCAUCAUGGGGAAUCGCAGAAAAGAGUUGAGAUCAAGCCGUACGUGAUGGAUGAACAGAUGUGUGAUCAUUGUGAGGGGAAGCAGUGUUCUUCGCGCUACGCUCCUUACUUCUGCGGUGGAACGAAUAUUCUAAACUUUGCAACUUCACUAGCAGACAGAUUAUCCCUACAGCAAAACUUACCACUAUCCAAAAUUACAUUUCAGUACUACUGCGAAAAUUGCUGGGAUCGUGUCCAUUAUCACACCGGCUCGAGGCGUUCUGAACAUCGUCCUCUAGUGCGCAUGGGAGAUCAGACUAAGGUAAAUCGUAGAAUAAUAACAAGUAACCGUCACAGUGAUACUAUGAAGGUCCUUGCUCGUCCUCCUCAUCAUAGUAGCCGCACUUCAAGGAACUUUUGCGGCUCUACUCAGGCACGUCACUACACAUCGUACACAUCGCUCAGUGUCUAA
This is a messenger RNA of Cylicostephanus goldi, 663 nucleotides long. The record is from the annotation of a GenBank genome assembly. Lineage: Eukaryota; Metazoa; Nematoda; Chromadorea; Rhabditida; Strongylidae.